This is a messenger RNA of Truncatella angustata, 1285 nucleotides long. RefSeq names its product gamma-actin. Bases 94 to 1092 code for a protein of 332 amino acids. NCBI's taxonomy places the organism in Eukaryota, Fungi, Ascomycota, Sordariomycetes, Amphisphaeriales, Sporocadaceae. The record is from RefSeq and is a predicted model, not a curated record. The transcript is spliced from 2 exons.
ACCAUGGGUGAGUAUUCUUGUCCCGUCUGUUCGGGCUCAGAUCUCGAGCUCGUUCGUGGCCCCCCAAGUGGUCUCUAACAAUGCGGCAGUAUCAUGAUUGGUAUGGGUCAGAAGGACUCGUAUGUCGGCGAUGAGGCACAGUCGAAGCGUGGUAUCCUGACACUGCGUUACCCCAUCGAGCACGGUGUUGUCACCAACUGGGACGACAUGGAGAAGAUCUGGCACCACACUUUCUACAACGAGUUGCGUGUCGCCCCUGAGGAGCACCCCGUCCUGCUCACUGAGGCUCCCAUCAACCCCAAGUCCAACCGUGAGAAGAUGACCCAGAUCGUCUUCGAGACCUUCAACGCUCCCGCUUUCUACGUCUCCAUCCAGGCCGUCCUGUCUCUGUACGCUUCCGGUCGUACCACUGGUAUCGUGCUCGACUCCGGUGAUGGUGUCACCCACGUUGUCCCCAUCUACGAGGGUUUCGCCCUUCCCCACGCCAUUGCUCGUGUCGACAUGGCCGGUCGUGACUUGACCGACUACCUCAUGAAGAUUCUGGCUGAGCGCGGCUACUCUUUCUCCACCACCGCCGAGCGUGAAAUCGUUCGUGACAUCAAGGAGAAGCUCUGCUACGUCGCCCUUGACUUCGAGCAGGAGAUCCAGACCGCUGCCCAGAGCUCCAGCUUGGAGAAGUCCUACGAGCUUCCUGACGGUCAGGUCAUCACCAUCGGCAACGAGCGUUUCCGUGCUCCCGAGGCUCUCUUCCAGCCCUCCGUCUUGGGUCUGGAGUCCGGCGGUAUCCACGUCACCACCUACAACUCGGUCAUGAAGUGUGAUGUCGAUGUCCGUAAGGAUCUGUACGGAAACAUUGUCAUGUCUGGUGGUACUACCAUGUACCCCGGUCUGUCUGACCGUAUGCAGAAGGAGAUCACUGCCUUGGCCCCAUCCUCCAUGAAGGUCAAGAUCAUUGCUCCUCCCGAGCGAAAGUACUCUGUCUGGAUCGGUGGUUCCAUUCUUGCCUCCCUGUCGACCUUCCAGCAAAUGUGGAUCUCAAAGCAGGAGUACGACGAGAGCGGUCCUUCCAUCGUCCACCGCAAGUGCUUCUAAGCGCCUGUGGCUGACCGUACUCACUUCCCCCGUCCACUUUUCACGAGCUCACGACAAUACCGACAAGGUGAUGGUGAUGCAGGAUGCAGAGCUCCUCGUACCGAUGUGGAAGUGUUCCUCAAAAAGACGAAAUUCAUAUCUACGAAAAGUUCUAGUAAUGGUCGAGCGUUUGGGGUCUGUGUAUAGACAGGCU